GCGAGGAUUAAACGUGGUAUUAAUCCAUGGCAAACAAAAUACCGUGUCUGAGCUGAAUGUUUACCUCCGAAUGAGAGGGAAGGAGCUGAACUGCAGUGUGCUGCUGGACCAUGUAACGUGGCAGAGAGGUCGUGAUGGAGGGGACAGUAGUGAUGGAAGGACCGGAGAAGCCACAGAGGCGGGUGAGGUUCCGGGUGGCUUCAGGGAACAGUGGAAGGGUCCUGAAGGAGAUGUUCAAAGAUGAGGGGCCCUCAGACUCCCUGGAUUCAGAUUGCACUAGCAGCUCAGAUGCCGAGCGGGCCAGCACCCCUUCUACGUCUGGAGACAUCCAGGGAAACUUGUACGGAUUCCUGGGCUCGGAGCUGGACGACAGCGAGAGUGAGCCUGAUGAGCUGCUCAUGUACGCCGGGGCCACCAAGGACUGGACGUUCACCACCAAGAGGGUCAACAUUCUCAGCAAGAACGGGACGGUUCGAGGGGUCAAACACAAAGUCAGCGCAGGUCAGGCGCUCUUUGAGAACCUUCCUGAUGGUGCGCAUUUACCACUCGAGUUUGGGCGCAUAGUGAUCUACACCACGAGUUUCCGGGUGGUGAGGACCACUUUUGAGCGCUGCGAGCUGGUCAGGAAGAUCUUCCAAAACCACAGGCUGAAGUUUGUGGAGAAGAACAUCGCUCUGGACAGCGAGUACGGGAAGGAGCUGGAGGAGCGGUGCAGACGUGUCGGCGAAGCCCCCUCGCUGCCAGUCGUGUUCAUUGACGGACACUACUUUGGGGGUGCUGAGAAAAUACUUGGCAUGAACGAAUCAGGAGAGCUGCAAGAUCUACUGACAAAAAUCGAGAGGGUUCAGCAUCCCCAGACGUGCCAGACCUGCGGAGGCUUCGCCUUCAUCCCGUGCUCAAUGUGCCAUGGCAGCAAGAUGUCCGUGUUCCGCAACUGCUUUACGGACUCCUUCAAAGCCCUAAAGUGCACUUCCUGCAACGAGAACGGCCUGCAGCCCUGUGCUAGCUGCAGCUAGUGAGGACGGUGUGAUGCCUGGACCAAACAUCCCACUUCAGGACCAAAAACAGGAACCUGAAAUGGACAGCAGCACGGCCAGUGAAACACAACACAGCAGGAUUCUUUCUCCUUGGCCAUUAUCAUUGUGAAAACUGGAAUUUCUAAUAAAAUCUGCAAACCUUC
Messenger RNA from Poecilia reticulata (guppy), 1180 nucleotides. It is a transcript of the gene grxcr1a, whose product is annotated as glutaredoxin and cysteine rich domain containing 1 a. Gene Ontology annotation, biological process: sensory perception of sound. NCBI's taxonomy places the organism in Eukaryota, Metazoa, Chordata, Actinopteri, Cyprinodontiformes, Poeciliidae. The record is from RefSeq and is a predicted model, not a curated record.